This is a messenger RNA of Linum trigynum, 4220 nucleotides long. The record is from the annotation of a GenBank genome assembly. NCBI's taxonomy places the organism in Eukaryota, Viridiplantae, Streptophyta, Magnoliopsida, Malpighiales, Linaceae.
ACUAUGUCGACAGUUUCGCCAUCAAGGUGCUCCAACAGGGUUUGAUUGACGCCAACCCCCUCACCUCAAUAUUAUCUGAGACUCUCAUCGCCCUUAGUCGAUGUCGUCGAUCCGAAGGAGGUUACUUAUAUGGGUGCACAUCCUUGCUCGUGGUAUGGCUUUUUAGGCAUCUCAAACCCUCUCCUAGUCACGGAAUCCCAGACGUUUAGUAUGAAUUGGUGUACGAUGGCUAUAGAAGAUCAAUUCAAGAAUUCACCAUAACAUCACCAACUUACAUGCAAGUCACUGCUAGUCAAUGGAGAGAUUUCUUUGCCUCAUUCGGUAAACACAAUAUGUCAUGGAAGGCACCAUAGAUGACUGGAGAAUAUAUCCUAUAUGGAUUUGAGAAAAAGCAUUAGAUACCAUUACUAAGGCCAACCGGAUGUGUAGCGUAUGCACCAAACAUGUUUAGGAGGCAAGUCGGUUGUCUUGAAUUCACUCCGAUGACCGGCGGGAUGGGAGAGUUGAACUUCACCUACUCAGAUCUGGAUGUGGAGACAAAGAGUAAAAAUGCUAUCAAGUUAUGGAAGAAACCAAGGCUCAUCGAUCAUUCAAUGAGCCAUGAAUACAAUAGAAGAUUCCCAGACCUUCACUCAUCUGUGACCCCGAAAUAUGCAAUAUGGAGCGAAAAUAGGGGAAGAGCUCUUACCAUGAGGAUGAAGGGAAAGAGUAAGGUGACAUAUGAGUCGGCAUUACCUCCUAGAAUCCACUUACAAGGAAGCACGCUUGCAAAAGAUAUGGAAAUAAGCAGGCUACAAAGAGAAAAUGAUGAAAUGAAGAUGCACCUGAAUGGAAGGGGUGGUAAAAUAAGAGAUUUCGAGACUAUCAAUGAGACUUUGAAAAAGAAAUUGAAAGUUUGGAUAACACUCGCCGUCAACAGAGGGUCAUCGUCAAUGAACAACAUGAGGCCAAUACCGCUCUCGGGGAACGGGUUAACCAGUUAGAAAAGCUGAGUCAUCGACGGGAAUUGGCUAUAAAAAGGUAUCAUCAAGAGAUUGAAAGGCUUCAACAAAAAGUUAACCAGUUAAUCGAGGAAAAUGAAUCGCUCCAGGAAGAAGGGUAUGGGUGGCAGAGUAUGGCACAAGAAUCAGAAAACAAUUACCUCAAAGAGACUGCCAAAGUCAAUUGCCUCAAGGGACUAGUCAUCGAUGCAAUAGAAAGAUAAGAGAAAUCAACGAGGCCAAUGUUUUGAAAACUUUUCUUUCGUUUUAAAAUUUAGGGCGCAAUCAAAUUUUGAGAACCAUCCUCUAUGGAUUUGGUUUUCUCAUGUCAUCAUUUGGGGACCUAAAAGUUUAGAAAAUAGGCCUGCAAAAAAAAAAGUAAAUAAAGUUAAUUAAAGGCCUAAAUUGGGUCAAGCCCAAACCCAGUCAUAGCCCAGAACAGUCAAUAAGGCCAAAUGCAGAUCAAGCCCAUCAGAUUGGUCAAAGCUCGGUGAACAACCCGACCCAGUCAGGUCUGUGUCCAACCCGGACUGGUUUGUCCACUGACUCGAACCCUGGUCCGACCUCUGACCAGUUACUGUAGCCACAGUGUCCUACAACUCAAGUUCUCCACCAAUGAAAAUCAAGCAGAGAGUGGCUCUAAACCCAGAACCAAUCAGAAUUGAACAAACUCCCCAAUAUACAGUAAAUCAACCCAAUAUAAAUACAAGCGCCUGGGCAACAGAGGAGGGCAGAGGUUUUCAGUCCACAUAUUCCCCAUCAGAAUUGAACAAGCAGAGAGUGGGUCUAAACCCAGAACCAAUCAGAAUUGGACAAACUCCCCAAGAUACAGUAAAUCAACCCAAUAUAAAUACAAGCGCAUGGACAACAGAGGAGGGCAGAGGUUUUCAGUCCACAUAAUCCACAUCCCUAUCCAAAGACAGUAGAGAGAAGCACCAAAGAAACCAUUCAUCUUCAUCCAAAAUUUAUCCAAGCUUUUACAGAGAGCUCGAGUGAAAACCCAGCAAGCAUGUAGAAAAUUAAAAAACCAACUUCCAUCUUCCUUUUUCCCUUUUCCGUUUCUGUUUUCGUAAAAGAUUCCAAGGAAAGUGGAGCAACAGAAAGUGAUCGGAUCAAGGAAAGCCCACGACUAGGAGAGGCCAAAAGAAGGAAGCAAGCAGCCAACAAAGAAGGCCACCACCAUCCCCAAGUCCCAAUCACAGAUCAAGGUUUGUCACUUUCCCAUUAAAAUAACCAUCAUCAUCACCCCAUACCAUUCACAUUUAAAAAGAGGAAAAGCUAACUUCUUUGGGGAACUUUUAAACUCAAUAUGCUUCUUUAAUCAUCAAUAAAACAGCAAAAAGAUCUAUAGUUCUGUCUCCCAUUUGCUGUUACUAUUGUUAUUUUAUCUCUACUUACUAUUAGUAUUUUAUUUGCCUAACUAAUCUCAACCAAAUCUGUCCUAAAACUAAUCAUUAUAAUCAAUUCCUCAAUAAAACAUAUAUGUGCUUGUCCUUUUAUAUACUUUAAAAUAUGAUUGUCCAUAACUAAUCAUAUUUCAAUUUUUUUUCACAGAUGGAAUGAGUUUGUUGUGCUCUACAAAAUGAGAUCAAUUUUCAAUAUUUUUUGAGAAAAAAUUAUUGUUUCUCGUUACCAACUCCAUACUAUAUGGUAUCUCUUCAUUUAUAAGUCGCUUUUGAAAUUUUUUGCACAGAAUGAAUAAGUUCAUCAUGAUCUAUUGGAUCUACAAAUUUCUGGGUGAACAAAAUAUAGGACAAAAAAAUAUCAUACAAUAUCACCCUGGUAUAAGAUGGUAUCUUGUGGUACAAAAUGUUGAAAGUCGCAAAUGACAGUUAGUAUACUCCUACUAUCAUGUAUUCAAUCAUCCUACAGUUUUGGUAUGUUCAUACCACCAUGAUAAGCUUUUUCAUAUCAUAUGGUAUGCUCUUAUUUAAUACCAGUCAAUACUAUAUGGUAUAUACUGGUAAAAAAUGGCUAAAUUUUUUGUUCAAAAAAUAUAUCAAAAUAGAUAUCAUUUUAAAAAGCACAAUUAAUAUGAUCUAACUGUGCAAACAAAUUUAAAUUCCGACUUAAAACGAGUGAGAAAUUGUCCGUGAAAGAUUAAGAGGGAAAAAAUUAAAAGCUUUCCAAAAGAGAGAAGGGGCACUAAUGUGGCGGAUGAUGAUUGAGUUUAUGCAUGGUUACUCAUCACAAGGUUAUGCAUAGGAUUCGUUCUUGGGGGUGGACGAAGUCUAUUAUUUCCUGAGUAUUGUCGAAAAUGAAUUGGAGAAUGGGUUGGAUCCUCUUAUUAAGUAAAGACUUGAGAGUUCUUUAAAUUUAUUUCGGCCAAUAGGAAAAUAAGAGAGAAUGGGAAGGUCUGAUCAUCAAAAAGAGCAAUUAUUUUUUUUUCGUUGAAUUUAGGAUAUUGUAGAAAAAAUAAAACUAAAAAUACUCAUUUGAAAUUAAUAUUAUUUUUAUUAUUUAAUGAAAUUUUAAAUUAAAACAAAAAAAUUUAAUUAAUAUUUUAAAGUGUUAAAAAUAAAAAUUCAAAAUAAACAAAUGUUGCGUCUUGCAAUGACAUUAUUAAUGUUUUUCAAUGAUAUUGUCAAUGUUAAUUAAAUGAAUUAGUAUUGAUAUGUUUCAUCCUUAUUAACGAUUUCAAUAUACUUAUCAAUGUUUUAAGGUUACAUUAUUAACGAUUUUACAUCAAUUGUUAGCUUUUUACAUGUUUUUCAUCCACGCUUAUGAAGGAAUUAUUAAAGUUAUGUCACAUCAUCAUAAAUAACAUUACUAAUGAUUUACAACAUCUCUUUGUUAAUAAUUCAUGUUUUUACGUUAUGUUCAUAACUAGCCAAUCAUUACUUCCAACGACAAUAUCAACGUUUUGAGAUAAGAUAAUAUCGCUUUAGAUUCUCAUUCUCAACAAUCAUAAAAGUACAACACUUAUCAUCACCCUCUUCUACGCUUGUUACAUACUGCGCUUUUGAUUCAGUUAAGCAAAACAUUAUUCAAGCAAAACAUUAGUUCAUGGAGGUGUAAACAAACCAACAUUCACACUACAGCACCAAAUCGUUAAUAACAAUACAAGAAGUCAUUGAAAAAGAAAUUGUAUUUCGUUAAAAAAUACAAAAAUAUUAAUAAUGUUGAAACUCAAUGUUAAGUAUAAUUACAAUUAAUGAGCACUUCUACUAUGCUAUAUAGUAUUGGUGCUUUAAUGUACAACUUGAAGUUGUACCAUAACAAUAAAUGUAUAAGUUAAGG